Scaptodrosophila lebanonensis is the source of this 10762-nucleotide messenger RNA. RefSeq names its product cubilin homolog. The record is from RefSeq and is a predicted model, not a curated record. The coding region runs from base 1 to 10755 and encodes 3584 amino acids. Gene Ontology annotation, biological process: negative regulation of inflammatory response. NCBI's taxonomy places the organism in Eukaryota, Metazoa, Arthropoda, Insecta, Diptera, Drosophilidae. The transcript has 15 exons. Gene Ontology annotation, molecular function: calcium ion binding.
AUGCAAGUUAAACAGCCUCGUAUCGGGCUCUUCCCGAAGUUCUUCCUUUUGCUGCUGAGUCUGCUCGCGCUCCAGUUCACAGCCGCCUACGAUAAUGUCGAGAAUCGAUCAAAGCUCCAAGCUAACGGAGAUGGAACAUUAGUUUUUGAACCGGCACCAGAUAAAAAUUUGACCUUUCGCCUAAUGGGCGAGUCUGCUAAAUUCCUGCUCAACGAUGUCGAUGUCCUGGCAAGACUGGAACAGUUCCGGAGCUCGGCCCCUGUACAGCCAGAGACACAAAUAGAGCCGCUGUCCCUGAACGCUUUCAAGGAACAGUUUGGAGCUGUGAAACGGGAUCUAGACCGAUUGGCCAAGCGUCUGGCUAACUUGAGAAACAGAAAGCGCCGCAACGGACCCAACCAACGGGUGCUCCGUCGUGAUCUCCAGAGAGUGCAGAGGGUGACGGGUGCUGUAAUGGUGCUGGAGAGGAACUUGGCCCUUGACGAGUGCCAGUCGAUGCCUUGCAAGAAUGGGGGCACCUGUUACGAUGACUACAAAUCAUUCCACUGCGACUGUACGGCCGGAUGGCAAGGAACGACAUGCGAGGAGGAUGUAAACGAAUGUUUGGAUAAUUCCGGCACCGACUUGGAAAGCUGCAUGAAUGAUGGUCAGUGUAUAAACACUCCGGGCAGCUAUCGUUGUUUAUGCCGUUCAGGCUAUUCGGGCGCCCAUUGUCGUCUGCAAAAUAACAUUUGCCUAGCAAAUCAGUCUAGAGAGCUAUGUGGACAUGGCACCUGCAUUUCCUCGACAAACACUGAGGGCUAUGUGUGCAUCUGUGAUCAGGGCUGGACAUGGGCGUCAAAUGUGAGUGUGGCAAGCUCGUCACCUUGCAGCCGCGACGUGGACGAAUGUGCUCCCGAUCGUAACCCCUGCCAUGAUGAGUGCAUCAAUUUUCCAGGCAGCUUCCGUUGUGGUGCCUGUCCCACGGGCUAUACCGGUGACGGUAGGUUCUGUCGCGACAUAGACGAGUGUGCCACUAAUAAUGGGGGCUGCAGUCAACGCCCAUUAGUAGCCUGCAUAAAUACGGAGGGCUCCUACCGUUGCGGUCGUUGUCCGGUAGGUUGGUCGGGCGACGGACACAGCUGUGUCCAGGCCAAGUCUAAUUUAUGCAACGGCGAAGGCGUUUGCCAUCCACGUGCCCAGUGCGAGUACAUUUCAGACACAAUGGUCUGCACCUGCCCGGUGGGAUUCUAUGGGCAUGGCUAUGGAGCUGACGGCUGCACUGCAGAUGCCUCACAGGAGCCAUGUGAACGCCACAUUUGCCAAAAUAACGGCACUUGCGUUUUGAGCGGUCGCGGCACCAGCUGCAUCUGCCAACCCGGCUACAUGGGACCGCUGUGUGAACAGGCCGAUGCCUGCCAUCCAAAUCCCUGCCAAAAUGGCGGCACCUGCAAACUACUGCCCAACAACAAACAGCAGUGCAGCUGUUCAAUCGGCUACACAGGCACCACCUGCGCCAAUAUGCGUCAAUAUUGCGGCGCCAUAUUGCUCGGUGAGAAUGGAACACUGCAGUAUCCAAGCGGAGGCGAGAACAGCUAUCAGCCAGAUGAGCGCUGCGCCUUCAUCAUACGAACAACACCAGGGAAAGUGCUGAACGUGACAUUUCAAGCCUUCGAUUUACAGCCAUCUGAAGAUGGCGCCGAGUGUAGCGCAGACUUUCUGCAACUGCACGAUGGCAACUCCCUGGCUGCUCGCGUUAUUGGACGCUUCUGUGGCUCUCAGCUACCAUUGGGUAAUGGUAGCUUACUGUCCACGCACGAGCUCCUCUUCUUUUGGUUCCGGUCGGAUAAUGCGACACAGGCAAGAGGCUUCAACUUUACCUGGAGUUCGCUACCGCAUGUGUGUGGAGAGGAGCUGACGUUACUGGCUUCGAGUACGGGUGUAAUACGUUCUCCAGGCUACCCUGGAAAGACACGACCACGUGCUGAUUGCCGCUGGCAGCUUUCAGCACCUUACGGUAGUCGCAUAAUGCUGCGAUUCUAUGAUGUUACUCUAGGCGCAACUGGAGAUUCCGACUGCAGCAAAGACUCCCUUCUUAUUUACGAAUCGGACAGACAACUACUCUCUGUUUGUCGCUCUGCACAGCCUGCCCCGCUCCUUAGCUCAACAAGUGAGCUGCGCAUUGACUUUCAUACAGAUAGUUACCAAUCAGACAGCGCUUUUCAGCUCCACUACGAGGUAGUGCCUGGACUUCCAGGCUGUGGUGGUACCUUCCACGAACCCCGAGGUAUCAUUAGCGGAUACAUGAACUCCCCCAUGUGCCUGUACUUUAUCGAGCAGCCCGAUGGCUUCCAGAUACAAUUGACUUUCAACCGCAUUAACUUCCUAACAUCCGAAAAUUGCCACCUGCAAAAGUUGGAGGUAUUUAAUGGACGAAAUACCGAAUCACCACUGUUAGAACGGUAUUGCGGACAGCCUGAGGACAAGCAAACGUUAGUUUCGACUGGCAAUGCUGUGUUGCUGCGCUACGAGUACGAGCUAGCUGGUUUGGAAGUGAAUCGCAGUUUUGAGCUAAGCUAUAGCAGAGUUUGCAACAGCAACUACACAGAUGCUGACGGAGAUAUUAUCCAAACUCCGAACUAUCCAAACACAUACUUUGAGCGCACGGUGUGCACCUUCAACAUAGUAGGUCCGUUGGAUUCUACGGUUCAGUUAAAUAUCACUGAUCUAUCCAUAAGUGAGACGGUGCCCAAUAUGGCAGACGACGAUAGCCAAGACCAACCUAUUUACGAUGAAUCGGACACAAACUACCUGGACGUAUAUCUUGCUCGUGACGAAAAGCGUCGUUUCUACAAGAGCUUUUCCAACAUGGUCUUGGUGGCCAGCAACAACCAAGCGCGCCUGGUGUUCCAUGGUGCUACUAACAAUCUUCGCAGGCGUGGCUUGCGAGUAAAGUAUAGUUUCGAGCAGAACAAAUGCGGAGGAGUCCUAACUGAACCAUCGGGCCAUUUUUCGAAAUUACUUCAUGGACAAUAUUGUCGAUGGGUCAUAGAGUCGUCUGGAAGCAAGCGUCUCAAAAUCGAUAUAAGCAGGACAUGUGGGGGCAUUUUUAAUUCCCGUUUCGGAGUUAUAAAAUCGCCCAAUUGGCCUAAAAACUAUGCUGCUUCUCAGGAUUGCAUUUGGGUGAUGACGGCGCCCUUGGGUUCCAAAAUUGAAUUAGUAGUCAGGAAUUUCACGCUGGAGACAACCUCAGAUUUGUGCACAGAUGACUACUUGGAGAUUCGCAACGGCGAUAUGGCUUUGUCUCCGCUUAUUGGUCGUUACUGUGGCCAACGAAUACCUCCACGCAUACCCUCCUUCGGAAAUCGUCUCUAUGUGAGCUUCCACUCAGAUAGCUAUAUACAAGACGCUGGCUUCUACAUGACCUGGCAAGUGGCCGAGACUGGCUGCGGUGGCAAGUUGACUUCGCAUGUGGGUGCCAUACACUCGCCCCAUUCGAUGGAGAACAACAACGGCGCUGUGUCGUGCGAUUGGCAAAUCAUAGUGGCCCAAGGUUCUACAGUGGAAUUGAAGCUUGAACGUCUUCUUUCAGAUGACACUCUGUGCAACGGACAACUGACUAUAUAUGACGGGCAGACAACGCAAGGCCCUGUACUGCCGCUUAUUUGCAACCAGACGGAACGAGAGCUAACGAUUGUCUCUACCAGUAAUCGGGUUCUUGUGCGCUACAAUGUUGACCACGAUGCAGUUGACGGUAUCUUUUUUGUAAUUGACUACAGCACCAACUGUCACGUGCAAUUGGACCAACUGAACGGCGCCAUCGAGUCACCCAAUUUUCCAGAAAACUACCCGCCCAGUAUGAAUUGCGAAUGGGAUAUUCGCAGCGGUGGUCGCAACAAUCACAUACACCUGGCCUUUUCCCAUUUGGACGUGGAGCGAUCUUCACCAACCGAUUGCGACUACGACUAUGUGGAGGUUAUUGAUAUGCGAAAUGAGGAGCAAUUGAGUCAACGGCAUCUUUGCAUCAGUGAUGCGCCCAUUACCAGUGAAGGAAAUCGAUUACUUGUUCGAUUUUCCAGCGACUCCUCGGCACAUGCACAUGGGUUUAGAGCCGAAUACAAACGUAUCGGCUGUGGGGAGCAUCUCGAAGGGGACUUUGGAGGAGAAUUUGCCUCGCCUAAUGCGCCAUACAGUGUGGAUCUGGACUGUGAUUGGGUUAUUGUGGCACCGGAGGGCCAGCAAAUACGUUUAAUAUUACAGGAAAUCCAUAUUGAGACGCCUCAGCGAGACUGCAGCGAAGAUGUGCUGACUGUGUCUGCGGCCCCGAAUACCUCAGCUGUGCUAUUCCGCAGCUGCCAGAUAGAGACCUCUGCGCAGACAUUCCAGUCGCCAGGUAAUACACUCUAUGUACAAUUUCACAGUGGCCAAAUCCGUGCGCGAAAAUAUUUUAAGGCCAGCUAUGCACUUGUGCCGGCAUCAUGUGGGGGCUAUAUAGCUGCCAGUAGUGGAUUCAUUAGUACGCCCGGUUACCAUGAAGGCCGCUAUGCGAAUAAUUUGGAAUGUAUUUGGGCUGUGGAAGUACCCAAUAGCUAUGGCAUUAGGCUGAAUUUCGAGCAGUUCAAUCUGACCGAUUCGCCCAAUUGCCGUUCGGCAUUUGUGGAGCUGAGGAAGCUAGAGGAGGACGGCAGCGAUGUCUUCUUGGAAAAAGCGUGCGACCUUGCCAAGCCACUCAUCCGGAUAGUGCACGGAUCACGCCUGAGAGUCCAUUUCAAAGCUGAUGUUGGCACUUGGGGCCGAUUUUCUCUGCACUUUGAACGCCAAUGCGGUGGCUUGUUAAGCAACGCCGAUGGCUAUUUGAAGUCGCGUUUGGAUGAGGACUGUCGUUGGCUAAUUGCGGCAUCGCAGGGCGCCAAGGUCAGUUUAAUAAUUAACAAUCUAGAGUGUGAGUGCCCGACGGCCGGAAAUUGUACAUCGGGACUUCGGAUUUUUAACGAUGAAGAUGAGGUUCUACUUUACGAUCUAUGCUUGGAGCACCCUGCUAAUAUUUUAGUUUCCACAAAUAACGUACGGAUAAUGGCAACCGGAAUCAAUUUAUUGGCUCAAUAUACAACUGUGGAAAAUUCUUGCGGCGGAAACAUAACGUCAGCACGAGGUACGCUCACAUCUCCAAACUAUCCCGGCACGUAUCCCUCAAAUAUAGAGUGCAUUUGGUGGCUGGAGACACGGCAGGGCAAUGCCCUUGAAUUAAACUUUGAGGCAUUGGACAUUGUCAGUUCGGCACACUGCAAUGAGGACUUUUUAGAGUUACGUAUUGGUGAGGGCGGGCCUUUGCUGGGCUUGUACUGCGACAAUGAGGUUCCUGCAUCAUCGCUAACCGCACAAAGUCGCGUCUGGAUCAAAUUUCGCAGUCUGCCGGGCAACACGGCCAAUGGUUUUAAACUUAAAUGGAACUACGUGUACGACAACGAGUUAACAGAGAGCAAUGGCACAAUCGAAGGGCCGCCGACAGUAGCCGUGAAUAACGAUGACCAGCCCUAUAGCUGGCGCAUUUAUAUGGAGCGGGGAAAACGUAUAGUCUUGAAUAUUAAGGAAUACAACACUGGACUUUUGCUUUUCGACGGCUUUGAUGAUACAGCUUUGCCGGUAGCCCUUUCUUCCCCAUGGCAGUUUACUUCCAGCAGUAACGUUAUCUACCUUAAGACAACAAAUGAGGACUUCGACGCUUUCCUACUGCAAUGGCACGCCAUCAGCAGUGAAGAACUUGUACAAAAUGCGACGGCAAAGAGCACAGAGUGCGACAAGACCUAUACAAUGUCAUUUAAUUCACGAAUGCUUUUGACAUCUCCGGGCUAUCCUAAUGGUUAUAAGCCCAAGUUAAACUGUGAGUGGACCUUUAUUCCCGCGGAUGUUACACAACACGUAUUCGUCGAUAUUUACGACGCCAGAUUGGAGACCAUCAGCCAGUGUGAGGCCGAUUACCUGCGAAUACAAUCUUCGAGUAAUAUGAAGGAUUGGCACAAAGAACUUGACAUCUGCAAUAGCACUUCUCCAGAUCUCUCUCCCAUUCACACUAUUCACGGCACGCCAUAUCUUCAACUGCAAUUUAAAACCGAUGAGACUGUCAAUCGGACUGGAUUCAAGAGCGAAGUAAUCGCCGUUUGCGGCUCCAAUUUGACUGGCUCGGUUGGAACUAUACUGGACAAACACAUCCUACGAUCGCGAUUGGUCACUCCGGAGUGUGCUUGGCACAUUGAGGUUAAACCCGGCCGUAGUAUUGAGAUAAGCAUCGACUAUGCGGGUGAUAUAGUAAACGCAAGCUGCCCAUUCUAUGGUCUUAUCUAUGACGGCUUAGAUGAGCAUGCACCGCUUCUUAAUGGUGGAAAGUUCUGUAAUCAACAAGGAUUUGCGACGCGCUCCUAUCGCACCAGCAGCUCACAUGCCUACAUCAAGUACAUAUUGCCUAGAGCUUUUAGAAAACCACAGCCACAGCUGUGGAAUCUUACCUACCGCGAGUUUAGCGAAUGCGAUGGCGAAAUACGCCUAACGUCCUUAGCCAGUACCUAUAACAUCAGUACGCCCGGCUACCCCUUCGUUCCCCACCCGCACUCCGAAUGCAGUUGGGUGGUUAUUGCACCCCAAGGUGAAACCAUCACCGCUCGUUUCGUUGACCGCUUCGAAUUGAACGUACGUCAGUGUAAUGAAGAGUAUGUGGAGCUAUACGACGGGAGCACGAUGUUGGCGAAACGCAUACUGCGUACCUGUCGCAAACCCGUCGGGGAUGUGUCCAUUCGCAGCACAGGAAACGUCCUUCUUGUGCAUUAUCUAACGAAUAUUGUAGAGCCGCGCGGAGGGUUCCGCUUGAACGUGUCCAUCAGUAGCUGUGGUGGAGAAUACACAGGAUCGUUGGGCAUAAUAACCUCCGAACAUUAUCCGGCAUUGGGUGCCUAUCCGACCCCUGCCAUUUGCGAGUAUAGUAUUAAAACGAACCGGAAUACGCGUAUACAGCUUAACUUUACUGAUCUGCACCUGCCCUACAAUAAUACUGCUGGGCCAAAUGCCACCGAUCGCAUUGAGAUUGUUGAUCUGACGAAUAUGGACGAGCCAUUAAUGGUGCUGUAUGGUAAUGGGAGUGCACUACCGCCCGUCUUUACUUUAAAUAGCAACGAGAUUGUACUUCGAUUCAUUACCGUCAAGGCAGUGAAUACAUAUCGUGGUUUCAAGCUGCAGUAUUCCCGACUGUAUGACAUAUGCUACCACAACGUCAAAGCCCCAUCUGGUACUCUGAGCAUUACACCGAGGCAGCAUAUGUCAUUGUCAACGGCUGCAAUUUGUCGUUGGCGUAUUGAAGUACCCAAGGGUCAACGCGUGCGCCUGGAGUAUCUAAAUCUGGCAGAAAUUCCGAGAGCUGUCCGAAAUGUUACCCGGCCGCUAUUGUAUUUCUCCUUGAUGCGUCCAACGCAGCAGUUCACGUUCUUUAAUGAUGACACUGAGAUGUCCAAGAUUACGGAGUUUAACUUGGCUAACUAUACUGGGAACGGAACUAUCGAUUCUACAGAUAACUUUAUGCUGGUAAAAAUGUCACUGGCGCGAAUCUCUCUGGACGGCAUUACCUUACGGGCGCGCUUUAGUUCAGUGCAGACAUCGCCUUGUCCGCCAAACAUUGACGACCAGAGCACUGGUAUGAUAUCAAUUAAUGCUCUGACUAUUUUCCAAAGUUACUUCUGCCAGAUUAUGUUCGUGGCGGGGCCCGACGAGACACUCACCUUUACGGUACAGGAGUACCUUUUCCAAACGAAAGGUGGGCCGGCAGUGAAAUUUCUAGAUGGUCAUACCCCCAUAAAAUUGAUGAAUCAAAACAUGACCAGUGGCCGCGUAUCAGUGUCUGCCUCUAAGGGUCGACUAACCCUAGUAUCCAAUGACAUUGUUCAACUAAAGCAGUUCCAGGCUACCUACCAACGUCAUGCCUGCGGUGCCCAACUGCAGUUGACCGACGGGACGGUUGUGGAACAGCCGCGGUUGAUAAAUGAUCUAGACUCUGAUUACGGCGAAUUGGAAUGCGUGUGGACGCUGAAUCCUCAAUACGAAUCCGGCGACUACACGUUGUCAGGAAAUGUUAGCCUGAGCGACAGUUGCGAUCGUGAAUACCUGGUUGCUUACACUGGCAUGCGCGCCUAUGCUACCGAAUUGUUCCGACUGUGUCGUGGGAUGGGACAACUGGACAACUUAGCACCACUAAAGGCAAUGCCGAUAACGCUGUUGUAUCACGCAACCUCCUACCAGCCUGGCCAGAGUCAGUUCAGCCUAGUAGCUCGCACAAGUGAAGGAAGCAGAAAUAUUCGAGUGAUGAUGAGGCCAACGAAACCGAUUCAGAUCGAUGCACUCAGCUACAAGAAUAAUAUGGAACGCAGUUGGGAGUUUACAGUAGACCGAGGCCUGUCGAUAGUACUGGAGUUCCAAGGACGUUUCUUUAUAGAAGAGUCGCAACAUUGCAGUCACGAUCAGUUGCAGGUACUGAGCUUUCAGGCUGGACUUUGGCGAACGCAGGCCACGUUUUGUGGCCGCGAGACUCCUCCAAAGAUGUCGAUUCAAGCGGAACGCAUGCGAGUUGUGUUCCGCACCAAUGCUAAUAUCACUGGAGAUGGCUUUAGCUUUGUUGUAUCUAGCAGUUGCGAUGUCGUGCUGCAUCCCACAGCCCAACUGCAAAAGUAUGCUGGCCUAAGACUCGACAGGCGCAUGUAUGGGCGCAUGCUUUCCUGUACCUAUGACUUCCUAAGCAAUGCACCGGAUCAGCAGAUUCUAGUGCGAGUCACUUUUAAAAGUCGUCGACCCAGAAAAAGCACAGCUUGCACAAAUGCUAUCGCCGCAUACAAGGAUGUUUACGACAAGAAGGAGCUCAUCGACAGAUUCUGUCAGGACUUUGAAGUUAGUGGCUACCAACGUGUACAUCUGCACUACACAUCUGGCAUGAAGCGACCCUUUGAAAUCGAGUACCAAAUGCUUAGUUGCGGCGGCAACUUCAGCGGCCCCUUCGAGCUGCGCCCGCCGCAGGACGAAGUGGCGGCCACCUACGCACAUGAUAUGCAUUGCGAGUGGCGUGUCACAGCCCCACCCGAGCAUGCAGUGCUAGUCAGGUUCAAGUACUUCCAUAUAGAGGAGAGUCGUGACUGUCAACUAGACUAUGUGAACAUCUACAAGGGCGCCCUAAAGACUGACGAUCAGCGCGUAUCCCGCUUAUGUGGAAAUUUGACGGUAUCUCCACCCACUGUUAUUGUGGACAGCAGACAGGCUUUGAUAGUGGCGCGCUCCGAUAGCAGCAUUAGCUUCAAAGGCUUCGCGGCAAGCGUGCGCUUCAUUCAAAACUGUAACGAGCGUUUGGCGCUCUACGAAGGCACCGAGCAAAUGAGUCUGGUACGCAACUUUGUGGUUAAUACCACCGAAGAGCUGAUCUGCUACUUCACGGUCACCGCUCCUGCCGGCUAUCGAAUAAACGUGGAGCUCAGACAUCUACUGCUGAACGACGACUCCUGUGCCACAUGCAAUUAUUUAGAGAUAAUUGAUAGUGUGGUUGCCGAAAGCAACAGUAUGGGAAAGUACUAUAGACUCGAGCGCAAUCGCACGACCUUCUUCAGCUCCUACGAGGAUGUUAUGAUCAAGCUGAGUGGCCAGCAGGCCGGGCACCUGCAUUUCGAGCUGAAUUUGCAGAUGGAGAGAACAGUUUGUGGGGAAACACAGUACGAGGUCGGCUGGAAUGAUACCAUUAAAUUGAAUAUGUGGCCAGGAAACUCAACUCGUUCUGUUGGAAAUAUUCAUUGCACUUGGAACUUUAAGUCAAGCGAGGAGCUGGAGAUCGUCUUCAAAUCGAUGCGGUUAUCAGAAGCUCUGCAAUCGUCUGGAAAAUGUAUCGAAUACCUAUUAGUUACUGGAGUUUAUAUUUCCAAAUAUUUCUGCGGGCACUUUAACAAUAGUAAAUUGAUUAUACCCAACAUAGAUAAUGCAAGUUUCAAUCUGACAUUCCACACCGAUGAUCUCGAAUCAGACGAAUUAAACGGCUUUGAAGUGGAGGUCAGACAGCGGCCAAUAUGUAAUCAAACGUUCACCGCACUGAGUGACUAUAUUGUAUAUGGGGCCCUUAAAUCGAGUAAGAGCAACUGCACAGACGACAUCCGAGUGCCCUCUGGAUACACAUUAACAAUCGACAUAAUAUCCGUAAUCUUUACGGACUGGUCAGCCAACAAUUUGUUUACUGUGAUAGAUCUUCAGACGAACCGUACUAUCUUCAAUGUGACCCAAGCUCAUUACAUCAGCACGGCGAGAUUCACGUCGACAAAUGCUUUGCGAAUAUCGACUCUCAAUGCUUAUGCAAUAGGUUUUCUUUACUAUGCGACUCCAGUUGGUGAGUGUGGCGGCAACCUCACGAUUUUUGAAGGAGAACUCACCAAUCCCCCCUACGACAACCGAGACCAUUCCAUCUGUAAUUGGCGUCUUUCGGGGCCAGCGGGCAACAUCUUCACCUUCUCAUUCUUUGCGCUUGAUAUGGGCUCAGAGAUCAAUUGCAAUCUGGACAAUAUUAAGUUUUACCAGAUAUUGAGAGAUGGCACCAACAAAUUGAUCAAAACGCUAUGUGGCUCGAAUAUGCAGCAAACGUUUACUGUGGACAGCAAUCGUGUGCUUAUCGUUGCCAAAAAGUCGCCCAACUUCGAUGGUACAGGUUUUCGAUUUCAUUAUCACGUUUCUAACCCUUACAUGGGGACGAGGUCGCCAACGGAAUAUGUGUAAAAGCUAU